AUGGUUCGCGUCACAACGCGUCCCCUGCCCAUCUACCAGUACAUCAAUUCGCUGCUCAAUUCCUCUGCCUUGCACAUCAUGGCCUCUGAUGCGGAGACUCCCAAGCAGGAGCCUCCUUCCACAGCCUCUCUGUCCUCAAUUCCUCAAAAGCGUGCCAUUGACGAGAUUCACAGCCCUGCGCGACCAUCGCCAUUGAAUCCUGAUGUCAAAUUCGCAGAUCCCCCUUCGCAGACAGACGACGAUGGGCAAGGGUCUCGCUCCAAGCCUAACAGAAUGAAGAAGGAGACGUUGAAGAAGCGCGAGGCCAAGGGCGACAGCGUUCCUCCAACCCCUGACCCGAAAGCCGCCGACAAGGAAAUCGAGCAGAGCGAAUCAAGCCCGUUGCGCUACAAGCUUGCGCCGCCCAAGCUCUCCGACUUUGACCCGCCAAGAGGGCCCGUUCUGACACUGCAUCAUGAGGCCAUUAUGCGUGACGGAGAUGCUGUCCAGUUCUUCGAGACGUCCGACCACGUGGCCAAUAAGAAGAACUUCCGAUAUACACAUUGCAUAGCAGACCCGCGUUUCCCUUCGAUGAUCUACUAUCGCCAGACCGAGCCCGAGCCGUUCGGGCCCCGUUUUAGCUUUGAGGAUGCAGCGUCGCACGUCUUCUUUGACAAGUCAGCCCGGACCGUCACCACUGAUAGAGGAUUCCGCAUGGCACGUGCCAACGUUGCGGUUCGAGAGGGCCGAUGGUACUGGGAAUGCAAAAUCACGCAAGGAGUGCGCCCUCCGCCACCCGGAGAGACGAAGCCGGAGGGCGGCAAGCACGUUCGCAUGGGAUGGGCGAGACGCGAGGCGUCAUUAGAUGCGCCCGUUGGUUUCGACGCCUACAGCUACGGCAUUCGCGACGUGGCAGGAGAGAAGGUUCACAUGUCCCGCCCAAAGGAAUUCUUUCCAGCGGGUGAGGGAAUUCGCGAAGGCGAUGUUAUCGGAUUAGAAAUUCAGCUACCCUCGGAACGCUUACAACGCAAGAUCAUGGCCGGCCAAUACCACCCUGCUGUCGACGCUGCCGACGAGCCGCCGCCUCCGACCGCCGAAGGCGCAAACAUUGUCCGCGACCGCGUACCCAUUCGCUUCAAGGCACAUACCUACUUUGAGAGAAUCGAGUAUCACACCACGCGCGAGCUAGAGGAUCUUAUGAAUCCCUCGCCAUCCACCGCUGCCAGCGCCAACUCCCACCCUCCGCAUCCAACACACGCCACGCCCGCUCUCCGAACGCUUCCGAAUUCUUAUAUCAAAGUCUAUAAAAAUGGCGUUCUAAUGGGAACACCGUUUGAGAAUCUUUUGGGCUUCUUGCCUCCAGCUUCGCGACCGAUGCCGCAGGUUGGCGCUCGCGACGGUCUCGACGACGGCAUGCUUGGCUACUACCCAGCCAUCAGCGUAUUCCGUGGCGGCGCGGCAGAGGUCAACUUUGGGCCAGACUUCUGGUACCCGCCUCCCGAUUUCGACGCGACGCAAACAGAGCCCCAGAGCAAGACGCUGCGAGCCGUGUCAGACCGCUACAAGGAGCAGGUGGCAGAAGACGCCGUGUAUGAUAUAAUUGACGAGGUGGAUUUCUGGAUGCAAGAUGGAGGCCACGACUCAACCCCCGGAGCAGCCAACGCCAAGGCGGAAGCAGUGGAUUUAGCACCCGGUGGUGAGGAAAUUAAAGAAUUGGUGGAGGAUGAUUGA
Akanthomyces muscarius is the source of this 1710-nucleotide messenger RNA. RefSeq lists its product as uncharacterized. The record is from RefSeq and is a predicted model, not a curated record. The transcript has 2 exons. Gene Ontology annotation, molecular function: transcription cis-regulatory region binding; protein binding. Gene Ontology annotation, cellular component: Set1C/COMPASS complex. NCBI's taxonomy places the organism in Eukaryota, Fungi, Ascomycota, Sordariomycetes, Hypocreales, Cordycipitaceae. Bases 1 to 1710 code for a protein of 569 amino acids.